Messenger RNA from Penicillium paradoxum, 819 nucleotides. RefSeq lists its product as uncharacterized. The record is from RefSeq and is a predicted model, not a curated record. The transcript has a single exon. Bases 1 to 819 code for a protein of 272 amino acids. Lineage: Eukaryota; Fungi; Ascomycota; Eurotiomycetes; Eurotiales; Aspergillaceae.
AUGCACCUUCCUAAGGCGAGCUGGUUGCUCGCUGCCUGCAUGGGGACUAUGAUCAAUGCUUCUCAAAUACUGGAAGUGGACCUAGUUUUCCCACGCAAUGAAACAUAUGCGCCCACUGACUGGUUCCCUCUUGUCUUUGCUUUUCAGAAUGCUUCGAGUGCGCAAUACCUGAACCCUUCUGUUGAAUUUACGCUAUGGAAUUUGCAAGACGAUAAUGACGCUCUGACCGGUGACCAUGAUCUGAGAGGGCACAAUUGGACUGCCGAAAACACCUACCUUGCCUAUUCAUAUUACUCCCGUUUCAAGAAAGAGGGCCACUACAGAGUGGUCUGGACCGUGACUUGGGAGAGUUGCGACAAGUCGGCUUAUGAAAAAGGGCCCACCACCGGCAUGAUCCAUAACAUGACGACUUGGUCAACCUGGUUCACCAUUCAGGAGUCCGCCCAAAAGGUGGAUCUCGUUGCUGCUACAGCCAACAAGUCAUGCCCCGAGGAAUUCGGUGUGGUGAUCGAUGUAACCGACAAAACAAUGAAGGUCCCCUGGAAUGUGAAAUGGUCUGGCGGUGACUACACCAAUGACACAUGCGCGGUGGUGGCGGCAAACUCAACCGCGACUCACCUACCGGAUCCCUGUCGAGUCCAAAUUGACAAGACCACUGUCGAAAGCAUGGAGGCCUCUUUGCUCGCCAGGUUGUGUGCGGGGUUGAACCCGCCAUCCAAUUGCCCGGAGGAUAAGAAGAAUGCCGGGCAACAACUGGCUGUGGUUGGCAUAUCAUGCCUGAUAGCUACAUUUGGGGCGUUGGGUUUCUUUUUCGUGUGA